UUUUCCAGGAAGAUUAUCGGCGCCCGAUAUUACAUCAAGGGUUAUGAAGCAUACUACGGGCCGCUGAACAGAACACUGGAUUAUCUCUCCCCUCGAGACAUGGACGGUCACGGGACCCACACAUCUUCCACGGUGGGUGGCCGGAGGGUUAACAGUGUCUCCGCCCUUGGAGGGUUCGCCUCAGGUACUGCCUCAGGCGGCGCCCCACUGGCUCGCCUGGCAAUUUACAAAGUCUGCUGGGCUAUUCCAGGCCAAGGCAAAGAAGGCGGCAACACCUGCUUCGAAGAAGACAUGCUCGCCGCUAUUGAUGACGCCAUUGCCGACGGGGUUGACGUUUUGAGCAUUUCAAUCGGAACCAGGGUGCCCGUAGGUUACGAUGAGGAUGGCAUAGCAAUCGGGGCGCUUCACGCCAUCAAGAAAAACAUCGUGGUGGCCUGCAGCGCUGGAAAUUCAGGGCCUGCCCCGUCUACCUUGUCUAAUCCUGCUCCCUGGAUUAUUACGAUCGGUGCAAGCAGCGUGGAUAGGAAAUUUUCAGCACCGGUUGUUCUUGGAAAUGGCGUCAAGAUUAUGGGCCAAACUGUAACUCCAUAUAAACUGGAAAAGAAGCUGUAUCCAUUAGUUUAUGCAGCUCAAGUAACCAACUCUGAUGUGCCCAAUAACAUAUCCGGGCAAUGCUUACCUGGAUCUCUUUCUCCUGAGAAGGCCAAGGGAAAGAUCGUGCUGUGUUUGAGAGGAAACGGAACCAGAGUUGGAAAAGGUAUGGAGGUAAAAAGGGCUGGAGGGAUCGGUUUCAUCUUGGGCAAUAGUAAAGCAAAUGGGGACGAGUUAGCAGCUGAUGCCCAUCUUCUUCCCGCCACUGCUGUUAAUUACGGAGAUGCUCUCAAGAUUCUUAACUACAUCGAAUCUGCGAAAGCCCCAAAGGCGCAUAUUGAACGUGCUAAGACGGUGUUAGGUGCCCAACCAGCACCAUUCAUGGCUGCUUUCUCCAGCAGAGGUCCCAACACGAUUUCACCUGAUAUUCUAAAGCCGGAUAUCACGGCUCCAGGGCUAAAUAUAUUGGCAGCAUGGAGCGAAGCAUCUUCUCCAACAAAGAUGGCAGAAGAUCAUCGAGUUGUGAAGUAUAAUAUUUUGUCCGGCACGUCCAUGUCUUGCCCGCAUGUGGCCGCGGCAUCUGCUCUUCUCAAGGCCAUACACCCCAGUUGGAGUAGUGCUGCCAUAAGAUCUGCUCUAAUCACCUCUGCCGGGCUGAAUAACAAUGAGCAUAACCUCAUCACUGAUGCAUCCGGCAAUUCAGCAGACCCUUUUCAAUUUGGUUCCGGUCAUUUCAGACCCACAAAGGCUGCUGAUCCAGGUCUUGUAUACGACGCCUCCUACAAAGACUAUCUUCUCUUCCUAUGCAGCAGUGGAUCCAAAAGUCUUGAUUCUUCCUUCAAGUGCCCGAAAAAUUCACCGUCUCCAGUUAAUCUCAAUUAUCCAUCCCUUGCAAUACCCAAACUCAAUGGCAGCGUUUCUGCUAUUAGGACAGUAACGAACGUGGGCGGCAGCAAUAGUGUUUAUUUCGUCAGUGUAAAACCUCCACCAGGAAUCUCCGUCAAAGUAUCACCUCCCAUUCUCUUCUUCAACCGUGCUGGGCAGAAGAAAAGCUUCACCAUAACCGUAAAGUUAGAUAACGGUAUUACAGCUGACAGCAUUGAGAAGGACAAGUAUGCAUUUGGAUGGUAUACAUGGUCCGACGGAAUUCACAAUGUCCGAAGUCCCAUGGCAGUUUCAGUAGCCUAGUUUUCUGUUUCAAAGUUUUUCAGGCGGAUAUCUGAGAAGCAUUGACUGUAUAGGUUUUACUUACACCGCAACUCCAAUAAAAUUUAAAGAUAAAACUA
Messenger RNA from Sesamum indicum (sesame), 1877 nucleotides. The record is from RefSeq and is a predicted model, not a curated record. NCBI's taxonomy places the organism in Eukaryota, Viridiplantae, Streptophyta, Magnoliopsida, Lamiales, Pedaliaceae.